GCAUCGCGGAGAAGAAUGGUCGUCGAAAAGCUAUAUAAACCCCGUUGACACGCCUCCAACACUCUCCUCCAUCACUCUCAUCCUCAUCCAUCCAGCCUCUCUCUCUCUCCUCUUCACUUCUCCGUGACAAUCUCUCUCCGCUCCACCAUGCAGCUCAAGAACGUCCUCAACCUCUCCGUCGUCGGCGGCGCCCUCCUGGCCAGUGCCCACCCCGGUGGCGGCCACCACGAGGAGCGCGAGGCCCUCGCGCAGCGCUCCUUCAAGCGCUCGCUGUCGCACGGCCUGCAGAAGUGCGAGGCCAAGCUGGAGGCCAGCGGUCUGCACGCCCGCGCUGAGGCCCGUCGCCGGGCCCUGGUCGACGUGCACCGCCGCCAGCUGCAGACCCGCGGCGACACCUGGGAGGUGCUGAACAAGUCGCAUCUGUCGGACCGCCCCGUCUCGCCCAACACCGCCGAGACCGAGCUCUUCGACGACGACAGCAAGAUCUGCCUCCUCGGCCCCUCCGCCGAGGGCGAGACCGGCCCCUACUGGAUCCCCGGCGAGCACAUCCGCGGCAACAUCCGCGAGAGCGAGCCCGGUGUCCCCGUCAUCAUCGAGGAGCAGUUCAUCGACGUCGAGACCUGCGAGCCCAUCCGCGGCAUCUACAACGAGAUCUGGUCCUGCAACGCCACCGGCGUCUACUCUGGCCUCGUCGCCGACGGCAACGGCAACCCCAGCGACCUCGCCAACUACCAGCGCACCUUCCUGCGCGGUGUGCAGCAGACCGACGAGGACGGUGUGGUCCACUACAGCACCCUCUUCCCCGGCCACUACGCUGACCGCACCACCCACUACCACAACAUCGUCCACUGGAACGCCACCCUCCUCCCCAACAACACCCUCGCCGGUGGCUCCAUCCCCCACAUCGGCCAGAUCUUCUGGGACCAGGACAUGAUCUCCAAGGUCGAGUCGACCUACCCCUACAACACCAACUCCAUCCCCAUCACCCUGAACGAGGAGGACCGCGUCGUCAAUGUCGAGACCAACAACGCCGACACCGACCCCUUCCUCAACUACGUCUACCUCGGUGACUCCCUCGAGGAUGGUCUGUUCGCCUGGUUGACUGUCGCCGUCAACACCUCUGCCAUCCAGUACCCCUACUGGACCAACGUCUACACUGCCACCGGUGGCGAGUCUGUCUGCGGAACUUGCGACGGUGACCCGGAUGCUGUCAACGGUGGCCUUCCCACCACCACUGCCUCCGCUUAAGCAGUAUCAAUGCACAUGGAAUUCGGCAAUGUGGAGUGAGACUGUCUACCCGACAGGAUUAGGGAUUGUGGUGAGAAUGAGAUAGUUAGAUAACGAUGGCAAUAUGAUGGCUAUACUUGGA
Messenger RNA from Aspergillus heteromorphus CBS 117.55, 1369 nucleotides. Its product is annotated as intradiol ring-cleavage dioxygenase. Gene Ontology annotation, molecular function: oxidoreductase activity, acting on single donors with incorporation of molecular oxygen, incorporation of two atoms of oxygen; ferric iron binding. The record is from RefSeq and is a predicted model, not a curated record. Bases 148 to 1248 code for a protein of 366 amino acids. The transcript has a single exon. NCBI's taxonomy places the organism in Eukaryota, Fungi, Ascomycota, Eurotiomycetes, Eurotiales, Aspergillaceae.